AUGACUUCACAGCAAUCGGAAUUUCGGAAAGACUGUUUCGUAUUCGCUAAUGGAGAUAUAUACGAGGGCGAGUAUACGUUGACCAAUUCUGGAAUUCGAAGGCAUGGCUUUGGGAGGUAUAUUCGACCAACUCUUCAUGUUUAUGAUAUGGAACAGGAUAAAUUGCUUGAGAGGGAAUACAGUACUGAGACCACCGACGAAGAAUCCGAUAAUGAGAAAGUUGAUGAGAAAGCUGCCAACGCAAGAGAGUCAAUUCAUAAGCUCAUUUAUGAGGGCGGUUGGAUUGACGACCAAAUGACGGGUGAAUGCAAGAUUUGGUUCCCCAGUGGAUGCUAUUAUGAGGGUUCAGUUUACAAAAAUCGGUAA
Molecule: messenger RNA, 366 nt
Organism: Dibothriocephalus latus
Lineage: Eukaryota; Metazoa; Platyhelminthes; Cestoda; Diphyllobothriidea; Diphyllobothriidae
Source: the annotation of a GenBank genome assembly